Molecule: messenger RNA, 294 nt
Organism: Plasmopara halstedii
Lineage: Eukaryota; Oomycota; Peronosporomycetes; Peronosporales; Peronosporaceae
Exons: 4
Coding region: 1-294 (97 amino acids)
Source: RefSeq, a predicted model, not a curated record
AUGGACCGUGCUGAUGCCCUGGAUGAGCAAAGCAAAUGUGAUUUUUAUCGACGGUUCAGGUCAUCACGUCAGCGAGAAAACAGUAUCGCUAAGUGGCCUCAAUCUCUUCAACCAUCUUCCAGACGACACCGCCUACACAAUCAUCUGCAUUCGACUUUUAGCUUAAAUAGCCUUUGGAGUCGCGUACGGUGCAUAGCAGCUGUAGAAUUUGAUGACCUCUUUAUCGUGACGUCAAGAAUUGUGUUUCCAUCUUGCCUUAGUACAGCUGCCCGUAGUCUAGUCGACGGAGUGUAA